Molecule: messenger RNA, 825 nt
Organism: Dioscorea cayenensis subsp. rotundata (Guinea yam)
Lineage: Eukaryota; Viridiplantae; Streptophyta; Magnoliopsida; Dioscoreales; Dioscoreaceae
Exons: 3
Coding region: 1-825 (274 amino acids)
Source: RefSeq, a predicted model, not a curated record
AUGCUAUCAAAGCAGUUUGGGAAAAGAUCUGUCGAGGCCAUUAUAGUCGGAAUUUAUGUAGGUGGCACAAGUCUUACAAGGAGACCGGUAAGAAGCUUGUUUGGAUUGAAGAUGAAAUUUGGAACAAAUGGUUGGAGCAUUGGAACAGAACAAUUCAAGCAUAAGUCCAAGCAAGCAUCCAUUAAUCGGUGUUCUGAGACAGGAGGCAACGGGGGUGGAAUUAGUAGGCAUCUAGGAGGCUCUAAGUCAUUCGUUGAGCAUGCCAUGGACUUGAGUAAGACACUUCAGAGGACACCUACUGCGUUUGAUAUCUUCUGCAAGACUCAUGUGAAUAAAGAAGGCAAAUGUGUUGAUUCACGAGCACAGGCGGUUUAUGAUGCUAUGCUAAAUAUGGUUGAGACUGCUUCUCAAAAAUUACCAGAUGGCUCACAACCUUCACCACUUGAUAUGGAUGCUAUGUACUUCGAGGCUUCUGGUGGAGAAAAGAAGAAGAGAGUUUAUGGUCUUGGUUCUCAUGCAUCAAGCAUGUAUCAAGAGUCAUUGUGUAGUGGUGCUACAUCAGCUCCCCCACCACCUUCAGCAUCUACGGUCCCCCCAGAGAUUGUGUCUGAGAUGGAGGGCAUGAAAAAAAAAAUGACAGAUUUGGAAGAGCAAAAUCAAAGUUUGCUACAGCAGAACCAGAAGUUGAUGAGACAGAUGCGCCAUGAAUGGAAGCGCAUGCGAAUGAUGAUACAGUCCGGACCAGGCCAAACAUCACAACCUCAGGAGGACGAGGAGGAUCACGAUGAGGAUGAUGAUGAUGAUGAGGAUGAUUAUGACCUAUAG